AUGCAGUCGUCUGGCUUUGAAUGUGUUCCAGUGUCGGUGUUGGAGCGAGUAAAUAACUUUUUGAACGACGUGAGGGAGGAGCUGAGGCAUUCUAUGAUAAAGGAUUCAGCAACAAUCAAGAACGAGGGCCUGGCGGUGAGAAAACACGAGGAGGGCACCGAAGAGAAGAUAGUAGCCAGUCAAGAUUUCCAGAAGAAGAUCAUACCCCACCGGGACUUGGAGCAAGCAGCAAGCAGCAACGGCGCGGUCAUGGGCAACAACGACAUCUCACGACUGCUCUUCGAGAUGGAGGAAGACGACGACACGUUCAACCUGGCGGUGGAGUCGAGGAAGGAGGCGGCGGAGACGGUGAGGCAGAGCCGGCAGGAUCUGAUCGUGGUGGCGUCGCUGGUGGAGCGGAUCCCGAACCUGGCGGGGCUGACCCGGACGUGCGAGAUAUUCAGGGCGGGCGGGCUGGCGGUGGGGGACAUGGGGGUGGUCCAGGACAAGCAGUUCCGGCUGAUCAGCGUGACGGCGGAGAAGUGGGUGCCGAUGGUGGAGGUGCCGGCGGAGAGCAUGAGGGCGUUCUUGCAGAGGAAGCGGGCGGAGGGGUACACGGUGGUGGGGCUGGAGCAGACGGCCAACAGCGUGGCGUUGGACGAGUUUGUGUUCCCGGCCAAGACGGUGGUGGUGCUGGGCAGGGAGAAGGAAGGGAUCCCGGUGGACAUCAUCCAGGAGGCGGUGGACGUGUGCGUCGAGAUCCCGCAGCUUGGCGUCGUCCGGUCACUCAACGUACAUGUCAGCGCCGCCAUCGCCAUCUGGAACUACACCCGCCAGCAGCGCGUCCGCUCCUCCUCCUCCUCCUCCUCUCUGUAGGUAGCUUCCGGUUCUCCUUCCUGUUGGAGUAAACCAGAGAAGGCUGCCAUGUCUGUUGUUGUAACAUGCAUGGACCUGAUCAUCCAUGACAAAACUGAUCAUGAACCUUCCUUAGCCAGGACUAGAUUGUUAGCUAGAUUUAUGCACCGAACUGGUCAUGCAUGAUGAAAACACUUUGGAAGAAGAUGUCAACCACUCUUGUUAAGAUUAGAUGAUAAGUUCCUGCUCUCCAUCGCCGUGUCGUCGUCGUCGUCGUCGUCGCUUCUUGCUGCAAGUACUCAACCACUUGGAGAGAAAUUUGACCAGGCAUGAUAUAUAUAUCUGAUUGACUUGAUCAUAACAGGGGCUGCUACAUAUAAUAGUUGUGUUAGGUGCACUCAUGCAUGGAUUGACGUGCCCUGAUUUCAAAUUUGACCAGGCAUAGUUGACACAAUCCAGACUGUUACUCAUAUCUAGUCCCAGAUGGAGUAGCUCAAUUUGCUUCUUUAUUUAUAAAUUAUUAAAGGGGAAAUGUGUCCCUUAGGCAUA
Messenger RNA from Triticum dicoccoides, 1383 nucleotides. RefSeq names its product probable methyltransferase TARBP1. Gene Ontology annotation, biological process: tRNA methylation. Gene Ontology annotation, molecular function: tRNA (guanine) methyltransferase activity; RNA binding. The record is from RefSeq and is a predicted model, not a curated record. Lineage: Eukaryota; Viridiplantae; Streptophyta; Magnoliopsida; Poales; Poaceae. The transcript is spliced from 2 exons. Bases 1 to 855 code for a protein of 284 amino acids.